AAAAAUAAUUGCAAAUUAACAUAGUAGUGUUAUUACGAAAAAAAAAUAUUUUUAAAUUGACAUAGUAGUGUAACUUUGAAAAAAAAAUAAUUGCAAAUUAACAUAGUAGUGUUAUUACGAAAAAAAAAUAUUUUUAAAUCGACAUAGUAGUGUAACAAAAAAAAAAAAAUUGGUAAAUAAACAUAGUGUUGAAUGAAAAAAAAGUGCAAUGACUAGAAACUGACGUUGAAAAUAAAAAAAGGUCUUAAUCAACAAGCCGGUCCAGCAAACUUGUUGAUCGUAAUAAAUAUUUUCAUCGUACUCGAAUCAUGACUACCACAAAGCCGUCAAUACUACUGCUACUACAACUACUACUAGGACUAAUAGCCAACUGUUGUGCCCGCGACUCACGUACAGACCCGAUGGUGGUUGAAACAACCAGCGGGCUGAUACGUGGCACGUCAAAGACAGUUCUGGACCAUGAAGUCCACGUCUUUCUGGGCGUGCCCUUUGCCAAGCCACCGAUCGGACCACUUCGAUUCCGGAAGCCUCUGCCAAUGGAGCCUUGGCACGGAGUUUUGAACACCACUACGUUGAGUAACAGUUGCUUUCAAGAACGCUACGAGUAUUUCCCGGGAUUUGAAGGCGAGGAAAUGUGGAAUCCCAACACCAAUGUCUCUGAGGACUGUCUGUAUUUGAAUAUUUGGGUGCCACAGAAAUACAGACUUCGUCAUAAAGAGACCCCGGGUGAUGACAAACGAGGAAUGCCGAUGCUAGUUUGGAUUUAUGGGGGCGGAUAUAUGACCGGAACCGCGACCUUGGAUGUUUAUGACGCGGAUUUGAUGGCAGUUACCAGCAACGCGAUUAUUGCGUCGAUCCAGUACCGGGUUGGGGCAUUUGGGUUCUUGUAUUUGAACAAGUACUUUGGUCAGAAUGAGGAAGCUCCCGGGAAUAUGGGUCUCUGGGACCAGGCAUUGGCUCUAAAGUGGCUAAAAUCCAACGCUGCUGUAUUCGGUGGAGAUCCCGAGGCGAUAACAAUUUUCGGUGAAAGCGCGGGAGGCGGUUCCGUGUCGUUGCAUCUUAUUUCCCCGGUAACUAGAGGACUCGUGAGACGCGGAGUGCUUCAGAGCGGGACCUUAAAUGCGCCUUGGAGUUUCAUGACCGCUGAGAAGGCGACGGAUGUGGCCAGAGUACUGGUCGAUGACUGCGGCUGCAACUCGACCAUGCUUAUGGACAAUCCGGCCAGAGUUAUGGCCUGUUUGAGGUCCGUCGAUGCUAAGACUAUCAGUGUCCAACAGUGGAAUAGUUACUGGGGUAUUUUAGGAUUUCCAUCAGCGCCUACUAUUGAUGGUGUUUUUUUGCCAAAACAUCCUCUCGAAUUGCUCAAAGAGGCUGAUUUCGCGGAAACUGAAAUUCUUAUUGGAAAUAAUCAGAACGAAGGAACUUAUUUUAUACUCUACGAUUUUAUCGAUUACUUCGAAAAAGACCAGCCGAGUUUCCUGCAACGAGAAAAAUUUUUGAGUAUCAUAAACACGAUUUUCAAAAACAUGACUGACGUCGAAAGAGAAGCUAUUGCCUUCCAAUACACCGAUUGGGAACGGCCUAAAGAUGGUUACAGAUAUCAGAAAGCGAUUGCUGAUAUUGUAGGCGAUUAUUUUUUUAUAUGUCCGUCCACACUGUUCGCUCAAUUGUUUGCUGAACGUGGUAUGAAGGUCUACUAUUAUUUCUUCACACAAAGAUCGAGCACGAAUUUGUGGGGUAAAUGGAUGGGUGUAGUACACGGCGAUGAAGUUGAAUAUGUAUUUGGACACCCAUUAAAUACGUCACUAAAAUAUACUGACAAAGAACGCGAGUUGUCAAUGAAAAUAAUUUCAGCAUUUUCAAAUUUCGCUUUCACUGGCAAACCGACAGAAGGUGAUGACUGGCCACCUUACACUCGUGACGAACCUCAGUAUUAUAUUUUUAAUGCAGAAACAACCGGACUUGGGACCGGACCACGGUCUCCAGCUUGCGCAUUCUGGAAUGAAUUUUUACCACGAUUGGCAGGCGUACCAGAUCCAUCACCAGAGGCCUGUAAUGGCGCGAUAGCCUCCAGUGUCUCUGCCGGUGCACGGAAGUUGCGUUCCACCGUUUUACUGAUGAUUGCACUGAUAGCAUUCACUGGAGUCAUUUAGGUCGCGAUAACAAUGGGAAUUAUAAUUAAUUCCAGGUCAUUGAUAACCUAAAAAUUAAUUAACCAAAAAAAAACAAAUAGACCAGAACUAAACGAGACAAUUAAAUAAGCACCAAAAUAUUAAAUGGUCAAACGACUUAGUGACAGAAUUUGCUGUCUUGAUUUUUAAAAAAAUCAUUAUGAUGAUGAUUGAUGAUUAAUGAUUAAUGAUGAUCAUUAAUCCGGAUGUAGGAUUUGACAACCAUUUUUUUUUAGUAUAGAUUAGACAGUUUAGUAAAAAUAUUAAUUAAUAAUAAAUAAAAAUAUUUUUUAAAUAAAUAAUUGAAAUAAAUAUUUAUAUUAAUUGAUUAAUUAAUUAAUUGAUUGAUUAAUUAGUUAAUAAUUUAAUGCCUAAUUGAUUAUAAAGAGUGACAAAUAUAAAUGUUCUAAAAAUAAAUAAACGCUUUUAAUUAUUAAUU
Microplitis mediator is the source of this 2610-nucleotide messenger RNA. Its product is annotated as acetylcholinesterase-like. Gene Ontology annotation, biological process: acetylcholine catabolic process in synaptic cleft; choline metabolic process. The transcript has 6 exons. Gene Ontology annotation, molecular function: acetylcholinesterase activity. The coding region runs from base 309 to 2153 and encodes 614 amino acids. The record is from RefSeq and is a predicted model, not a curated record. NCBI's taxonomy places the organism in Eukaryota, Metazoa, Arthropoda, Insecta, Hymenoptera, Braconidae. Gene Ontology annotation, cellular component: plasma membrane.